This is a messenger RNA of Anopheles funestus (African malaria mosquito), 1926 nucleotides long. RefSeq lists its product as uncharacterized. The transcript has 2 exons. Bases 537 to 1811 code for a protein of 424 amino acids. The record is from RefSeq and is a predicted model, not a curated record. Lineage: Eukaryota; Metazoa; Arthropoda; Insecta; Diptera; Culicidae.
CAAAACCACUUGAAAGACAGAAUGAUUACGUACAUUGUUAAAAAAUGGAUUGUUUGUAAUGGAAAUGCUUUCAUUCUUAGGUCACAUUCUAAACAAGUACAUAAGCUGGACAAGCUUUUCCCGACGUUUUAAAUUACAACUUAAAAGCGCCAUCAUUUGGAGGUCUCCCGUAACGAAACACAAACAAACCCUAUAUUUGUCAUGCGGUGUGUGAACUGGGUUCGAGGUAUAGAAGGUCUUUCAGAUUCCAAAGAAUCUGCAAACGAACCCGCUUUUCCACCGCUGCAUGGCUUGAGUGCCAUUGGAUGCCUUUAUCCGUAGUUAGCUGAGCGCGAAACUGAAGCGUUUGUUUAUAGUUGAAGACCUUGCCGAGCUGAAGGCAAAGUCACGGUCGGUAAAGGUUGCUGGGCGGUUUUGACCCACCAAAUGAAAAUGUAUAUAACCGUGCGCCAGUACUGGAGCAUGGCUUAAUUAGCGACCGAUCGAGCGUCAGCUUGAUCUAGCAUUGGGAAGAAGCCAUCGUUUGGAAGCAGCUGAUGAGUAUAAUGUGCACGAUAGUGACAGUUGUUUUGGCCAGCUCGCUUCUACUAGUAUCGAUUGCAUUGAUCGGUGCAAGCAAGCGUGUAGAUGAUGGACAGUUUGUGGAGCAGCUACAGAAGCGAGAAACGAACGAUCGUGGUGGCAUGUGGGAACUCGUUUCAGCUGCGACCGUUGCACCAAAGGCACCUGUGGACAUGAUGAUGCGUUUCGGGGAAUUCCAAAUGGACGCUCAACCAACGGAUGAAGAAGAUCCACUAAAAGCCGAAAACAGCCACGUGGUGGUGCAGGUAUACUCGGUAGAUUCAGAUCAAGAAGUCGCCAACGAAUCAUCCGGUACAGCGAUCCGUACAUUGAAGGUGGAAAACUUCGUCACUCCGAAGGAACACAUGGACGGUAAAUCGACGGAUCGCGUGGAGCGAAAGGUGCUCGCACCGGCAAAAAACGUUAAGGUGGAGUCGAACGAAAAGGAGGAUGUACUGGAGGAACAAUUCUUCGUUGACGAAGCGGCUACGAACCAAGAACCAAAUGUCCCCACCGGAAGGCGAGGAUAUAGCCAGGCUUUUGGAAGUAACAGACCAGCCGUCGAAAUCUUCGAUCAGGAGCAGGAACAUCUUCCACCGAAGAUAACGCAAUCAUCGUACGCAAAUUCGCCACCAUUCUUUGACUACGGCGAGCAGACCAGCCAGCGUAUGUUGGAUGAGUUCUUUGCGCUGCGCAACCAGGACACGUUGGCUGCUCGUCGCUCAAACUACGAUUGGGGCGAGGGACACCUGCGAUCGAGAACGUUGGAUGAUAUUAAGAAUCAAAAUCGUCCAUCGACGGUUUCAAGAAAGAGGACCCCAACUGACAGCGCCAAAGACGAUGAUAUGAGUUAUGACCAAUAUGCGGACUAUGACGAAGCAGAACAGCGGGCGUUAGGUUUCGCAACACAGAAGCUUGGCCGGAAGCAACGUGCAACACCUUCCACAGGCGGACAGACGCACGUGCUGAAUACGGUACCGAUCGUGGCGUACGAUGUUAAUGCUUCGAUGCCACCGAUGUACAAAGCCGACAACGCCCAAAGGUCACAGUUUCAGCGAUCCCAGUUUCACUACUCGCUUCCAUCGAUGGUGUACAACCCGUACGCCUGGGACCCGUACCAUAUGAACAUGCUGCGAUUUCCACAGUGCAAUGCCUGUCAGCAGAAUGCACGGGCCCUCUGCACCAAGUGUGGACUGUGUGCGGACUGCUGUGCCCACAGCAAAUGUAGCUGCGGUUGUCUAAAUGGUUAAACGGAACGUAACCGUUCAGACUAGCCAAUUAGAUACAACAACAAAAAAUCACAAAUCACUACCGUUUAGACAAAACGGUAAGGCAAAUAAAAACGUGCCACACACACGGGGAAAA